UUCAUCAUCGUCAUCAGAGAAGCAGCUAUCUAAACAUAGAAAUGGAUCUUUUGUCUGGCAGAAUCAUCAAAAUUCUGCUUUCAGUUUCUCUCUUGUCUCUUCUUUUCUCAUCGCUUCCUCUGCUGUUCCAAUCUCUCAACCAAUUCUCAAUCAACAAGUCCUACGUCUUCCUCUUCUGCAAUGGCCUCAUGGUCUUCAUAGCUAGGAACUCUUCUCUCCCUGAUGAUUCCUCUUCAGCUCAAUUCAAGGAUUUGGGUAUUGUAGUACCAGUUACUUCCCAAGAACACGAUGUGUUAGCUGAUUCCCCUGAGCAGGAAAAAGAAGAAGAAGAAGAAGAGAGAAUGAUAGGGGCAGAUUCUCAGGAAGAAGACGCAGUAGCUGACGCAGAGAAGGAGGAAGAAGAAGAACAAGAAGAAGAAAAGAGAGUGAUAAUGGUAGAUUCUCAGGAAGAAGACGCAGUAGCUGACACAGAGGAGGAGGAGGAAGAAGAAAAGAGAGUGAUAAUGGAAGAUUCUCAGGAAGAAGACCAAGUUACUGACACUGCAGAGAAAGAAUUGGUUGAUGAAACAGAUAUAGAACAUGAAGUUGCUGAGACAGAGAAGGAAGAAGAAGAAGGAAGGAAUGGCGUUUGGAUGACAGAGGAAGAAGAGGAUGAUGAGGUAGAGGAAUUGAACAAGAAAUGUGAGGAUUUUAUCAGACAGAUGAAAGCAGCAUUCUGUUCGGAGCUAGGUCUCACCAGUUAUGGUUAUAACCCUGAUGUUGAUCAUCAGACAGCCAUCGUAACUAUGAGGUGAAAAGGUUUCAAGCCUCAGUAUACAAACACCUGAAA
Molecule: messenger RNA, 829 nt
Organism: Neltuma alba
Lineage: Eukaryota; Viridiplantae; Streptophyta; Magnoliopsida; Fabales; Fabaceae
Product: glutamic acid-rich protein-like
Exons: 1
Coding region: 42-794 (250 amino acids)
Source: RefSeq, a predicted model, not a curated record